Nymphaea colorata (pocket water lily) is the source of this 1624-nucleotide messenger RNA. RefSeq names its product omega-6 fatty acid desaturase, endoplasmic reticulum isozyme 2. Gene Ontology annotation, biological process: lipid metabolic process. The coding region runs from base 249 to 1382 and encodes 377 amino acids. The record is from RefSeq and is a predicted model, not a curated record. The transcript is spliced from 2 exons. Gene Ontology annotation, molecular function: oxidoreductase activity, acting on paired donors, with oxidation of a pair of donors resulting in the reduction of molecular oxygen to two molecules of water. NCBI's taxonomy places the organism in Eukaryota, Viridiplantae, Streptophyta, Magnoliopsida, Nymphaeales, Nymphaeaceae.
GCGGGUCGAUGUGAGGGAGAGAGAAGGGGAGAGAGGAGAGAGGGAAAGGUGACUCCCUGCCCUCUCCGCUUGCGUCGCUCCGGAGACACCGUCUCUCUCUCGUUACCUCUCCUUCUCAUCUCUCUCUCUCCCUCUGUCCGCUCCCCUUCACCUUCACACGCCCUUGUGGAAAGCGAGAGCUCCCAGGGGGCAGAAAUCACCGGAGCUUAAUUAAUUACCCAGCUGGUUGGCAUCCCUCGGCAGCCAUCAUGGGUGCUGGUGGCAGGAUGAACGUGCCGGUGCAGAAGCCCGACCCCUUGGAACGCGUUCCCACCGACCGUCCGCCCUUCACAGUCGCGCAGAUCAAGAAAGCCAUCCCUCCCCACUGCUUCAAACGCUCCAUCCCCCGCUCAUUUUCCUACGUCGCCAUGGACCUCACCAUUUCAGCCAUCCUGUACUACGCGACUCAGUUCUUCCACCUGUUUCCCCCAUUUGUCUCCCCCUUCCUGUGGGUUCUCUACUGGGCCUGCCAAGGCUGUGUGCUCACGGGUGUCUGGGUUCUUGCCCAUGAGUGCGGUCACCACGCCUUCUCCGACUACUCUGCGCUCGACGACACCGUUGGCUUGAUCCUCCACUCUUUCCUUCUGGUUCCCUACUUCUCGUGGAAGUACAGCCACCGCCGCCACCACUCGAACACCGGCAGUCUCGAGCGCGACGAGGUCUUUGUGCCGAAGCCCAAAGCUGCGCUUGCAUGGUACUCCAAGUACCUGAAUAACCCGCUCGGCCGCGUGCUGACGCUCGCCGUGUCGCUCCUGCUCGGCUGGCCCCUCUACCUCGCCUUCAACGUCUCCGGCCGCACCUACGAGCGGUUUGCCUGCCACUACGACCCUUACGGCCCCAUCUUCAGCAACCGGGAGAGAGUCCAGAUCGUGAUCAGCGACGUGGGGGUAUUGGGUGCCGGCUACUUUCUGUACUUGCUGGCAAAGGCCUAUGGCUUUUGGUGGCUGGCGUCUGUGUACGGGGUGCCGCUCCUCAUCGUCAAUGGCUUCCUGGUGCUGAUCACAUAUCUGCAGCACACUCACCCCGCAUUGCCCCACUACGACGGGUCGGAGUGGGACUGGCUCAGAGGUGCCCUGGCGACUGUCGACCGUGACUACGGCUUCCUCAACACAGUCUUCCACCACAUCACCGACACUCAUGUAACUCACCACCUCUUCUCGACGAUGCCGCACUACCAUGCAAUGGAGGCCACCAAGGCCAUCAGGCCCAUCCUUGGGGAGUACUACCACUUUGAUGGCACCCCCAUCGUGAAGGCCAUGUACAGAGAGGCCAAGCAGUGCGUGUACGUUGAAGCUGAUGAGAAGUCCAAGGGUGGUGUGUUUUGGUACAAGAACAAGCUGUGAGUAUAGCAGUGAAUGUGUCCGGGGAGAGUCCUGAGUUUGUUUCUUGGGUCUUUUUUUUGUUUGUUUUUUUCGCUUUUAGGUCUCUUUUCCUUUUGCUUCUUGUUAGUGGGCAAUGCCUAAGACUGCUGGAUGCUGAGUCUGCUGUCGGCCUUCAUGAGGCUGUGAAGAUAAUUUAGAAGAAAAGUCAGUCCACUUCUUAAUUAAGCAAUAACACAUGGAGACUAGAAAGUGACCAUUAUGGA